GGACUUCAUUGCGAAAAAUUGGCGAGAUGUCUCAACCACUGAUCAUUGUUGUUACUGGCUCAAAUCGCGGCAUCGGCCAAGGCAUAAUCAAACUCCUUGCCAAAACCCAAUAUCCACGACCUUUAUGCAUCUACGCUACAUCUCGCAGUGGCCUAGACCUCCAAAUUCAACCGUUGCCUCCAAACGAGAUCCGAUAUGCCAAACUCAACAUCUCAAACACAUCCUCCAUCAGAACAUUCGUCAGCAACACUCUACAGAACGACGGCCAAGUCGACGUCAUAAUCAACAAUGCCGGCAUAAACAACAACAACUAUGAGACGCCCGAGCUAGCUGAACAAACGAUAAAUAUCAAUUACUACGGUACAAAAGAAAUGUGCCAGCUCUUCCUCACCCAAGGAAAAAUGAGCACAACACCAAACUCGCGCAUCGUAAACGUUAGCAGCACCGCCUCUUCCCUUUCAAACUACACUUCCCCCAUACAAUCGCGUUUCCGCUCUGCAAAGUCAGUUUCAGACAUCGAUGCCCUAGCUCAAGAAUACAUUUACGCCGUAAAGUUGCAAAAGCAGGAGGAGCCCGGCUUUGGGGCACCGCCGAAAUCAUACCAAGUUAGUAAAGCGCUUAUGAAUGCGUUGACAUUAGUGUUGGCAAGAGAGAAUGAUGAUGCGGUAGUGAAUUGCUGUUGUCCUGGGUGGGUAGAUAGCGAUAUGGGGGAUCAGAUUGGGAAGCCACCGAAGACGUUGGAGGAAGGCGCGAGGAUACCUGUUAGACUUGCGAUAGGUGAUUUAGGGGAGGGCGGUAACGAAGAUGGAGGUCUGAACAGCAAUAGCAGGGAGAAGGUUAGCGGAAGGUAUUUUGGAAAUGACGGGGUGGGAGAUAAGAGGUGGGGCAGAGCAAGGCAGUGGUAA
This is a messenger RNA of Bipolaris sorokiniana ND90Pr, 905 nucleotides long. RefSeq lists its product as uncharacterized. Lineage: Eukaryota; Fungi; Ascomycota; Dothideomycetes; Pleosporales; Pleosporaceae. The record is from RefSeq and is a predicted model, not a curated record. Gene Ontology annotation, molecular function: oxidoreductase activity. Bases 27 to 905 code for a protein of 292 amino acids. The transcript has a single exon.